AUAAAUACUCAGCCUGGUAUUUGAAGUGUACACUCAGUAGAGCAAAAAUCUCAUUUGAAAUCGGGUUACUCCAUUCGUCAGGACUACGCAAAGAUCAAUAAAGUAAGGACUACCGUGAUAAGACCACUUAAGAUGCAACCCCUGUGGAAGUCAGAAUACGUCGGUGGAUUUGCAGAAUGGGACCCGACACCAUGCAGAGGUUGUGGAAAAAGUGGCAAUCACACCACCAUCAAGCACAGAAACUGCGCAAUGAUGGAACUUGAAUCCUCCGUCGCCGCGCGGGUCAUGACCGAUCGUGCUUGGGAACGUCUGGAGCGUAUUAUCAAAAAUGCAGAAUACGUGAUCGAUGAAUUUGACGGGGAAUGCCAACUGGCAGAUGCUGCCGUGCGUGAGAUGGAAGAUGCCAUCACGAAGGCGGAGGAGAUAGCAAUUUCGCAAGCAGUCCUCGGCCCUCUGCGAAGGGCCUUGCGCAAGGCGCAGGCAACCCGCGACAGCGUUUUGCUGACGCGCAUCAACCGGGAACAGAUGCUGGCGUCACUGUAUAGACAGAGGAUGGCAAUGUGCGACUUGUUGAACGUGGCAGAGGUUCGUCAGGAACUAGCGAUUGAGACGUACCUGACGACUCGACCGACCAGCCGAGACACGAGAUUGGAAGCGCCAGGAAGCGCUGCAGCACAAGCGUCGGAAAGGGCGAGGUGGUGGCAGCAGGAAGAGUUUGCCGAUCCUGAAGAGCUCGGAGAGGAUGAAGAGCAGCGAUACCAGUACUUUCUGGAUGACUGGAAAUAUCGUCGAGAACAGAAAAUCCGCGACCCCAAAAUCGACUUCCUCCGCGAUUGUAUAAAUUCACCAUCCCUCGGCCUCCCUCCAAGUUGUACGCGUCGUGCCAUGGCACAGGACGAAGAAGACAGUUGGGGUCAGACUCCCACUCAAGUGGCAUCCUCCACGCCUGUUCACUCGAUCAAGAUAGAAGAUGAAGAGGAGGAAUUUGUUAGGUGUCCUACGCCCGCGUCUUCACCGCCCAUGUCUUCACCACCCGAGACGAUGUCGAGUCCCCGCAGACUGCUGUGGGGGCAUACCAAUGAAAGGGCGACACGAGGCAGCGUGAAGCGCGAGGACAGCUCUCAUCCGGCGUCCGAUGAUUCGAUAGAAGAGGCGCUGGGCCGCGCAUUCAGAAACAUCGAGAAGUCCGAAGGUGCUGGUGCUACCGCGGCAACGGGCCGGGCCCGACGAACUACGGGUGCUACUCGGCAGAAGCGGCGGGUCAGGCCGUACUAGAGUGAGACGCGGAUUGAGACCGUGAGAUCCCCGGAACCUCGGGAUGCCUGCGUGGAAGGGUUCUAGAAUGGAUAGUUUGUACACUUAUGACGCUUGUAUUAUAGCUAUGAACAACUUUAUGAAACAAAGACCAAGCUCGCUCCGGGACAUUGGAUUGACAGAAACGGUUGGGAACUUGGGGAUCGCCUCAUCUCCUCCUUCUCCAACCCCUGACGCUCAAGAGACCCU
Colletotrichum acutatum is the source of this 1503-nucleotide messenger RNA. RefSeq lists its product as uncharacterized. The transcript has 2 exons. NCBI's taxonomy places the organism in Eukaryota, Fungi, Ascomycota, Sordariomycetes, Glomerellales, Glomerellaceae. The record is from RefSeq and is a predicted model, not a curated record. The coding region runs from base 133 to 1275 and encodes 380 amino acids.